Peronospora farinosa is the source of this 648-nucleotide messenger RNA. Lineage: Eukaryota; Oomycota; Peronosporomycetes; Peronosporales; Peronosporaceae. The record is from the annotation of a GenBank genome assembly.
AUGAACAUAUCGACGACUCCCAUCUCUACGUCGAGCCAUCAGGCCAUUAUGAAAUGCCCCUGGCAAUGGCGUCAGCCCUUUUUGGAUGAGAAACGUGAGAGCCGCAAGCGCAAAGUCGGUGACGGUUAUUUCUACGACCCCGUGGACCCAAACUUUGUAGACCAUUUAUUGCCUGGUUAUGCCAAGAAAUUCUGCGGUGCUGACGUGCUUGAGUCGGAUGAGAAGGAGAAUAUUCAGCGUGAGAUUGAACGUCUUAUGACCAUAAAGAACGACCCACUCGGUCGCACUGACACCUCGGACGAUGAAGAUGAUUUUAAUGUCAGCUGUGAAAACCAGGCGCUCGUUGACAGCAUCCUGCUCAUGUCCAAGUCCGUGGAGGCCUCGUCGUUGACGCCGCUGGCGUCGCCCAAGAGUGUGAUGUCCUCCUCGUCGGACGAGAGCAGCGAUGACGACGACAAUGAGCUCAGCAGUAGUAGGGAGGAGCCGCUUGAUCUCGCUGAGGACCGCCCGGCUAAGCUCCUAGCGCACCGCAGCGCGUCGCUCGAGCUUGUGUCCGAUGACUUGCAAGAGGCCUUUUUUGCGGUCGAAGACAGUGAGCUGCUCGAUUUCCAGACGAUUCCCAGCUCUAACGCAGCGGAAACGGACUGA